Molecule: messenger RNA, 5803 nt
Organism: Oncorhynchus mykiss (rainbow trout)
Lineage: Eukaryota; Metazoa; Chordata; Actinopteri; Salmoniformes; Salmonidae
Biological process (GO): regulation of RNA splicing
Cellular component (GO): nucleus; costamere; cytoplasm
Source: RefSeq, a predicted model, not a curated record
UUCUCCAGCUCAGGUGGUGGUCAGAGAAGGCAUUUAACUGACAGAUCCUCUUAAAUUGACAGAACAGCUGAGGUACAGAGGAGACAACAUUGCCUGGGCUUUUGGAGGACUCUAAGACGUUGACAAGGUUAUAGUGAACAUUUUUCUUGAUAUGCUGCUGUAAAUAUACUUCAGAAAUCAUGAAUGGGGAAAGUCAGCAAAGACGUUAUUCCGAAAGCUUGGUCCUGGAGGAUUCAGACAGAGGAGGAGUUGUCAUCACUGGAAUCACAGACCCUAGAGUCACUAAUAAGAGUGGCUUGAAAGAAGGCGAUGAGAUUGUCGCUGCCACCAUACAUCUUAACCACCUUAAUAAAGAUGACCUGAUGAAAAUACUUAAGAUCAUGGAGCCUUAUGAAGACAACAUGAGUUUUGUGACAAAGCCGGAUCUGAAUGCCAGCGUCAGUCUCAGCUCACUGGACAGUGGUCUCAAAAGUCCCGGGGAUAUGCUCAAAGAUACCUACAGCAGAAUGCAGCGAGCAGUUGAGGCACCAUCUAUUGAGGUUAAUGGCCUCAAUGGACAAUUAAAUGCAGAAGGCUGGUUGAAGAAUGAAAUCAAUGGUCCCGCUUUGAAUGGGGUAUUGCCCAAUGUGACAUUGGACACACCUGGACCUGAUGGAGGUGCAAAGUUCCCCACCAUUGGAAUGUCUGGACCAGUAAUGAAAGGAGCAGAUCAGGAAGGCACCCUCACACACCCUAAAGUCAGUCUAUCAACACCAGAGUUCAGCACUCCAGAUGCUUCACUUGACUUGGAGAAACCUGAGGUUAAGACAAGUGGAUUGAUGUACAAGCCUCCAAAAUUCAAAAUGCCUCACUUCAAACUACCACACGUAAAAGCCAACGCGCCAAAGGGAGAUGUGAAUGUAUCAGCAGAUUUAGAAGGCCCUGGUUUCAGUGGAGAGCUAGAGAAACGAGACCUGAACCUCUCAUCCCCUGAUGUGGAAAUCAAAUGCCCAGAUUUGAAUGGGCCAAAUGCUGUCUUGAAAGCUCCAGCUGUUGACAUAGAGGCUCCUUCUGGCAAAUUCAAAUGGCUUACUCUCACAAAGCCCAAGUUUGGAUUAUCUGGACCAAAAAUGAAGGGACAUGAAGUGGACAUAGAUGCUGACCUGUCUGCACCUGACAUGAAUCUCUCCACUCUAAACAUUGAUGGAGAGAUAAGCGCAUCAGAUGUAGACUUGAGUAUACCAAAAGCUGAGGUAGAUCUGCAAGCUCCAGAUAUCGACAUUGAGGCUCUCUCGAGUAAAUUUAAAUGGCCUCAUUUAAAUAAACACAAAUUUGGUCUUCAUGGGCCCAAAGUCAACUCCCCUGGUGUGGAUGUUAAGGCAGAUCUGGAGAAACCAACAGUUGAUCUUUCUGUCCCAAAGAUUGAGGCUGAAAUGAGCAACCCAGAUUUAGAACUGAAUUUACCCAAAGCAGACCUCAGCAGCCCUGAGGUAGAUGUGAAGGCCCAUGUUGUUGAUAUUCAUCCUCCCACUGGGAAACUUAAGUUCCCAACACUCAAAAAGCCCAAUUUCAGGCUCUCUGGACCAAAUAUAAAAGCUCCAGACAUUGAUGUUGAUGCAGAUCUGAAGGCACCUGACCUCAGUCUCUCUGUCCCUGAAGUUGAGGCAGGGCUUAACAUGCCUGAUUUGCACACCAAUUUGCCAAAUGCAGAUAUCAAAGGCCCUGAAGUAGACCUGAACGCAUCAGAAGUGGACAUUGAGCCCGUUUCAGGGAAAUUAAAAUGGUUUACUCUAAAAAAAACAAAGUUUGGUCUCUCUGGACCCAAGGUUAAGGGUCUUGAAGAAUUGAAUCUCGCCCCUCCAAACGUUGAUGGAGAAAUAAAUGCACCAGAUGUAGAUCUUAUUUUACCCAAAUCUGACCUGGAAGGCCCAGAGGUAGAUGUUGACACUGAUGCCCAUUCUGGAAAAUUCAAGUGGUUCAACCUAAAGAAGCCCACAGCUGAUUUGAAAGGUCCAGAUGUAGAUCUUCAAGCACCAGAGGUCGACAUUAAGACACCCUCUGGAAAGCAAAGAUUUCCAACUUUAAAAAUGCCCACAAUUAACUGGACUGGACAUAAGGUGAAGGGACCAAAGCUUGAUGGUGAUCUGAAGAGAGCAGAAUUGGACCUAUCAGCUCCCAAGUUUGAUGUGAAUUUACCAGGAGCAGAUCCCCAAGGCCUUGAUCUUAACCUCUCCACACCAUCAAUUACAGCAGACAUUGCUGUUCCAGAUGUAGAUCUUCAGGCACCAGAAGUUAACAUGGAGGCACCCACUGGAAAGAAACGAUUUCCAACUUUAAAAAUGCCCAAAAUUAACUGGUCUGGACAUAAGGUGAAGGGACCAAACCUUGAUAUUGAUGCUGAUCUAAAGAAAGCAGAUUUGGACCUCUCAGCUCCGGAGGUUGAUGUGAAUUUACCAGAAGCAGAUCUCCAAGGCUCUGAUCUCAACCUCUCAGCACCAGCAAUUGAAGGAAACAUCGCUGUUCCAGAUAUCAAUGUCAGUUUGCCUGAAGCUAACCUCAAAGGACCAGAUGUAGAUUUAGACCUUGAUGCUCCCUCUGGAAAAUUUAAGUUGCCAAAACUAAAAUGGACAAAAAUAAGAAAAGUAAAAGGACCAGAACUUGAUGUUGAUCUUAAGACCUCAGAAUUAGCUGUUGAUGUUAAUUCACUUGAAGCAGAUCUGAAAGGGCCUUGUCUCAACUUGAAAACAACAGAUCUCAACCUUUCAGCACCAGCAAUUGAGGGAGACAUUGCUGCUCCAGAUUUCAAUACCAGUUUGCCUGAAGUUGACCCUGAUGCUCCCUCUGGAACAUUCAAGUUGCCAAAAUACAAACUCCCAAAAUUCAGUGUAAUAGGGCGAAGAGUUAAAGGACCAAACCUUGAUGCUGAGCUAAAGGCCCCAAAAUUGGAUGUCUCUGUUCCUGAUGUGGACGUCAGUUUGCCGACUGCUGACAUCCAAGCCCCUGUAGUUGAGCUGAAAACACCCGACCUGGACCUUUCUGCUCCAAAGAUUGAGGGAACCAUCGCUGCUCCAGAUUUGAGUGUCAGUUUGCCUGAAGCUGACAUCAAAGGUCCAGAGGUAGAUCUCGACACCCCAGAAGUUGACCUUGAUGUUCCCUCUGGAACAUUCAAGUUGCCAAAAUUCAAACUCCCCAAAACCAGUUUAACAGGACCAAGAGUUAAAGGACCAAACCUUGAUGCUGAGCUAAAGGCCCCAAAAUUGGAUGUCUCUGUUCCUGAUGUGGAUGUCAGUUUGCAGACAGCUGACCUCCAAACCCCUGUAGUAGAGCUGAAAACACCAGACCUUUCUGCCCCCAAAAUCAAGGGAUCUAUGGCUGCUCCAGAUUUGAGGACCAAUUUGCCUGAAGCUGGCAUUAAAGGUCAAGCGAUAGAUCUUAAAGCCCCAGAAGUUGAUCUUGAUGCUCCCUCUGGAACAUUCAAGUUGCCAAAAUUCAAACUCCCCAAAACCAGUUUAACAGGACCAAGAGUUAAAGGACCAAACCUUGAUGCUGAGCUAAAGGCCCCAAAAUUGGAUGUCUCUGUUCCUGAUGUGGAUGUCAGUUUGCAGACAGCUGACCUCCAAACCCCUGUAGUUGAGCUGAAAACACCAGACCUUUCUGCCCCCAAAAUCAAGGGAUCUAUGGCUGCUCCAGAUUUGAGGACCAAUUUGCCUGAAGCUGGCAUUAAAGGUCAAGCGAUAGAUCUUAAAGCCCCAGAAGUUGAUCUUGAUGCUCCCUCUGGAACAUUCAAGUUGCCCAAAUUCAAACUCCCCAAAUCCAGUUUAACAGGACCAAGAGUUAAAGGACCAAACCUUGAUGCUGAGCUAAAGGCCCCAAAAUUGGAUGUCUCUAUUCCUGAUGUGGAUGUCAAUUUACCGACAGCUGACCUCCAAGCCACUGUAGUAGAGCUGAAAACACCAGAUCUCAACCGUUCUGCCCCCAAACUUGAUGGUGAAGUGAAUGUACCAGAGAUUAGAAUGAAUGUACCCAAAACUGAUCUCAAAGGACCUGGACUAGUUCUAAAAGCUCCAGAUGUAGACAUUGAUGCCCCUUCAGGCAAAUUCAAAUUGCCCCAUUUUAAGCUCCCCACAUUUGGCCUUUCAGGUUCUGAACUGGAGGGACAAAACCUUGAUGUUGAGACACCUGACAUUAAAGUUUCAGUUCCCAGAGUUGAGAGUCGACUUGAAGCCCCAAAGGUAGAUAUAGCUCUACCUCAAGCAUACCUCAAGCUAUCAGAUCCUAAUGUUAAAAGUGAUAUCAGUGCUCCAGAUGUAAAUCUAAGUUUACCAAAAACGUACCUCUCUGGCCCUGAGGUAGAGUUGAAUGGUCCUGAUCUAAGUCUCUCUACCCCAGAAAUGAAAGUAAGUGUCCCAGACAUUAAAGGCCCUGAUGCCAAGUUUAAAGCUAAAGAUGUUGACAUUGAGGCUCCCUCUGAAAAUCUGCCACAUUUUAAGAUGCCAAAGUUUGGUCUCUCGGGGCCUAGAAUAAAGGGCACAGAAUUUAAUGCUAGUGCAGAUGUAAAUACACCUGAUGUGGAAGUUUCAGUCCCCAAAAAUGAGGGAGAGAUUAGUACCCCUGAACUGAGUCUCUCUGCACCUGGCAUUGAGGCCAGUGCUGACAUGCCAUAUUUGGAUGUAAAUGUACCAGAAGCUGACCUCAAAGUAGAUGUUGAGGAAGAGGGAGACACUCACAAAAGUACAUUCAAAUGGCCAUUCAAGUGGCCAAGCUUUAACUUAUCUGGCUCAAAAGGUAAAGAUUCUGACAUGGACGAUGAGGAAGAAUCAAAGCGUGAUCAGGUGGAGGUGCCAAUGUUUACAUUUCACAGACUGCCACAGAACAACAAGAUUGAGAGUGCAUUCCAAGAUGCUGCCAAGGCCCUUGGUGAGGCGAUGGACACGCCAAAGCUUGAAGGAGGCCUUGAAACAGCUGGCGUAGAGGUCAGUUUGCCUAAAGUGAAUGAAGGACAGAAGGUGACAUCACCUUCAGGACUUAUUAACAUCAUGGAGCGGUUGAAUAGAUUUAAAGCAAAAACACCCACAGCUAAUGUCUCCCUACCAGAAGUGAAAGGUGAGCUCCAUACCCCUAGCCUUGAUGUCAGCUCUACCUCAGACGUAGAUAGUUCCACUAAGCUUAAAAGAGGGACUUUCAAAGUUACAAAACCUGAAUCUGGGAUAGGCCUGGAAUACCCUGUAGUGGACUCAGAGGGAAACGAUAGCAUGUCAAUAAGCCUCUCCAAUAUGCUUGGUCUGAAUAUCAAAGAGCCCGAUACAGAUUAUUGAUAGUUUCCAGUCAUGUGAACCGUACACUUGGGAUAAACCAACAUGAUUGUAACUACUUUGUAAAUACAUACAUUUGUUCAUGAGUUGACUCCAUUUUAAGGAUGUGUUUUUUCUCUAUGUACAAACAAAACAGAAACAUGUAAUUAUUUGUUUGUCGAUUCUCUGAUAACUUAGUUAAUCCAUAUGCUACUACAUCUAUAUUCAAACAGUUGACAGCAAAAUGAAGGAAAAUAUGCUCAUUGGCUCUGUGUACUCAAACGUAUUUAAAUUAUGGUAAUGUUUCCCAAAUGCUGUUCACUUGGAAGUUUACUUAUUAUUAUUUUUUACAAAUGCCUCAGUAUUGUAUCUUUCACAAUUCAGACAUGUUUCACCCAUAAAGGAGACAAUCUUUAUGGAAGCUGUCAUCUUCACAUUUUAAGCUAAAACAAUUGUUGAACAGUGAAAUGUAAUUCUACUAUUAAUUUGUUAUUUCCUUCUCCAAUAAACUACAAUAUGUCUAUAUGACUAAA